AUGACCUGUGGAUCAGCUUGCUUUAGCUCCCGUAGUGGAGUCCACAAUUCCAGCUCCUGUGUGACCACUCAAAGGUACGGUUCUGGUCGCACCUUCAGCUGCACCUCGGCCUGCGGGCCCAGGCCCAGCCGCUGCUGCAUCACGGCUGCUCCUUACCGCGGCAUCUCCUGCUACCGCGGUCUCACUGGGGGCUUCAGCAGUCGCAGUGUCUGUGGGGGCUUCCGUGCUGGUUCCGGCAGCCGCAGCUUUGGGUAUCGCUCUGGCGGCCCCAGCCCUCCCUGCAUCACCUCUGUGUCAGUCAACCAGAGCCUCCUCACGCCCCUCAACCUGGAGAUCGACCCCAAUACACAGCGCAUAAAGCACCAGGAGAAGGAGCAGAUCAAGAGCCUCAACAGCAAGUUUGCUGCCUUCAUUGACAAGGUGCGCUUCCUGGAGCAGCAGAACAAGCUGCUGGAGACCAAGUGGCAGUUCUACCAGAACCAGCGCUGCUGCGAGAGCAACCUGGAGCCCCUGUUCAACGGCUACAUCGAGACGCUGAGGCGGGAGGCUGAGCGCGUGGAGGCCGACAGCGGGAGGCUGUCCUCAGAGCUCAACCACGUGCGGGAGGUGCUGGAGGGCUACAAGAAGAAGUAUGAAGAGGAGGUCACCCUGAGGACCACGGCAGAGAAUGAGCUUGUCAAAAUCAAGCAGGAGGUUAACUGUCUCUAUGUGCGCAAGGGAGAUCUGGAGGCCAAUGCACACAGCCUGGUAGAGGAGGUGGGCUUCCUGAAGACCCUGUAUGAAGAGGAGUUGAGAGUCAUGCAAGCCCACAUCUCAGACACCUCAGUUAUCGUCAAGAUGGAUAAUAGCCGGUACCUAAACAUGGACAGCAUUGUCGCCGAGAUCAAGGCUCACUAUGAUGAAAUCGCCAGCCGCAGUCGGGCCGAGGCUGAGAACUGGUAUCGCAGCAAGUGUGAGGAGAUAAAGGCCACGGUGAUCCGACACGGGGAGACCCUGCGCCGCACCAAGGAGGAGAUCAAUGAGCUCAACCGCCUGAUCCAGAGGCUGACAGCUGAGAUUGAAAAUGCUAAGUCCCAGAACUCCAAGCUGGAGGCCGCAGUGACCCAGGCGGAGCAGCAGGGUGAGGCGGCCCUCAAUGAUGCCCAGGGCAAACUGGCGGGGCUGGAGGAAGCCUUGAAGAAGGCCAAGCAGGACAUGGCCUGCCUGCUCAAGGAGUACCAGGAAGUGAUGAGCUCCAAGCUGGGCCUGGACAUCGAGAUUGCCACAUACAGACGCCUGCUGGAGGGAGAGGAACAGAGGCUGUGUGAAGGCAUCAACGCUGUGAAUGUCAGUGUGAGCAGCUCCCGGGGUGGAGUUGUAUGUGGUGACCUCUCAGUCACCCGUACCAGUGGCGUCAGGUCCUCUGGGGUGGGAGCCUGUGGCAGCAGCUGUAAGAAGUGCUGAGUUGGCAGGACUUGAGGAGGCACCCGAGCCCCAGCCCAUCUCACCCUCUCCGAGCCUCUCAGCUGGCCUGUCUGCCCAACCCUACCAUGUGCAGCCCGCCAUUCUGACUCACCUUCUCUACUGUCCACCUCUCAGUUCUU
Molecule: messenger RNA, 1583 nt
Organism: Odocoileus virginianus texanus
Lineage: Eukaryota; Metazoa; Chordata; Mammalia; Artiodactyla; Cervidae
Product: keratin, type II cuticular Hb3-like
Biological process (GO): keratinization; intermediate filament organization
Cellular component (GO): keratin filament
Molecular function (GO): structural constituent of skin epidermis
Source: RefSeq, a predicted model, not a curated record